AUGGUACAUUUCUCCUGGCUGGCGCUCUCACUUUCAGUCGCUGGUAUCGUAUCAGCUUCGGGCGCAAUCUACGAGGAUGGAACCCGGAUGCUCAAACACCGUCGUGUCUCGCGUUCAAGCCUCCAUCAUCGUACCCCCGGACUUGCUCGACGCGCAGGCGCCAAGCAUACAAAAUCGCAGACAACUACUUUGGCGAUAAUUUCUUCGAUAAGUGGAUGGGACUUUUUCAGUGAAUCUGACCCAACCAAUGGAAAUGUCAACUAUCUCACUAAAUCGGACGCAUUCUCCAAGAAACUUGCUUAUGUCCAGGAUAAUGGUACGGUAAUUAUGAAAGUUGACGAUACCACCUGGGUUUCGUCCGGGGGUAAUCGAAACUCCGUUCGUAUCGCCUCGUCCAAGUCUUAUACACAGGGCUUAUUUGUCCUGGAUGUCGAACGAUGCCUCAUGGUUGUGGUGUUUGGCCCGCUUGGUGGACCGUUGGGCCCUCGUGGCCCAACGGUGGAGAAAUUGAUAUUCUCGAGGGCGUUCAUAAUAAUCAAAUCAAAUGACUCUUCAUACGUCCUCGGGAUGCACCCUCGACACUGGCCUCCUGAAGCUCAAGACAUCGACAUUCUCUCCAAGAAUUGCGAUGCAGCAGUAAAUUCCAAUGCUGGAUGCGCAUUCCUAGACUCGGACAAAGCCUCUUACGGUUCCGGGCUCAAUGCGGCAGGUGGUGGCGCCUAUGCAAUGCUUUGGGACGACGAGGGUAUUUCGAUUUGGUUCUUCCCCCGCAGCAAAAUGCCUUCGGACAUCCAGAACCUCAAAUCCAAAACCAAUGCCACAGCUGACCCGUCGACAUGGGGAACCCCAAAGGCGCACUGGACCUCAUCGAGCUGCUCUACCACCAAUUUUUUCAACUCGCACAGUAUUGUUUUCGAUACGACUCUUUGCGGUGAUUGGGCCGGUGCCACCUACUCAUCAGCUGGAUGCCCUGGUACUUGUGCGGACCGGUUGAAAGACCCGGCUAACUUCAAGGAUGCCGUCUGGAAGAUCAACUCUAAUUCGUUCGAUAGAUCCAUACCAGCUGGACUCGUGCGUGAAACCAUCUCUGGCCCCGAUAUACGAGCCCAAACCAACGUGGACCCGAUUGGACCUGAUAGCGAUUCGUUCAAUUUCCCCUCUGUCUCCUACCAUGUCCGAAUCUACCAACCAAAUUGCAUCGUUGCGCACAAAGCCAUUCGCCCACCACUCGGUCGCUUUCUCCCUUUUCAUCCCAAGUUACUUGCACUUGCUUCGUCCGCCAAUUACGGUCUUGUUGGUAAUGGUCGGCUGCAUGUAGUGUCCCAGGGUCAUCCUCCGGCACCAACUGGAGCAGGUGGAUUCGAUGCGAGCACUCUGAGAAUCGACAGAGCAUACCGCACCCAGGAUGGUCUGUACGACCUCGCUUGGUCCGAGCUGCACGAGAACCAAAUUGUCACCGCAUCAGGAGAUGGGUCGCUUCGUCUUUGGGAUAUCACUAUGACAGAUCUUCCCAUUCGUAUCAAGCAGCUGGGACGGGACUGUGAAAGUGUGGACACCUAUGAACGGAGCAUCCAUCCAAACUAUUCCGGCCCAUUCUUCUUGUGUCUACCAGGCCUCUUCUCCCCUCAUACUCCAGACAUUCUCGCGACGGCUUCAACUGAUGGUACAAUGCGUUUGUUCGAUCUUCGUGUUCCCCUGCAUAGUCUUCAGCCUGCUGCCAACCCCAAUGCCCCAACUCUUCCGUUAAGCUCAACGCCACUCGCUCGGCCGUCACUUACCAUUCCAGCGCACGGAACAGAAAUACUCAGCCUGGAUUGGAACAAGUACCGUCCCUGGGUUCUGGCCAGUUCAAGUGUCGACAAGUCGGUCAAAAUCUGGGAUGCCCGGCAAAUCCAAUCGAACCCUACAGGGGAACAGGGGCUAGUUGGGGGUACGUGCGAGAUUGAUCUCUUGGGGCAUGAAUAUGCGUUAUGA
Rhizoctonia solani is the source of this 1974-nucleotide messenger RNA. Its product is annotated as peroxisomal targeting signal 2 receptor. Gene Ontology annotation, biological process: protein import into peroxisome matrix. The record is from RefSeq and is a predicted model, not a curated record. Gene Ontology annotation, molecular function: protein binding. Bases 1 to 1974 code for a protein of 657 amino acids. Lineage: Eukaryota; Fungi; Basidiomycota; Agaricomycetes; Cantharellales; Ceratobasidiaceae. Gene Ontology annotation, cellular component: peroxisomal matrix; cytosol. The transcript is spliced from 13 exons.